Molecule: messenger RNA, 3409 nt
Organism: Artibeus jamaicensis (Jamaican fruit-eating bat)
Lineage: Eukaryota; Metazoa; Chordata; Mammalia; Chiroptera; Phyllostomidae
Gene: DARS2
Product: aspartyl-tRNA synthetase 2, mitochondrial
Exons: 17
Coding region: 568-2538 (656 amino acids)
Biological process (GO): aspartyl-tRNA aminoacylation
Cellular component (GO): cytoplasm; mitochondrion
Molecular function (GO): nucleic acid binding; ATP binding; aspartate-tRNA ligase activity
Source: RefSeq, a predicted model, not a curated record
GGAAGAGCACUUGACCCCCCCCUGGGCAAUCUGCGAGUGAUUUCGGACCCUCAGAAAAUUUGGAAUUUGCACUCUUCCUCAUCUUCAAUAUCCGAGGUCGGCACGAGGAGAUUUGAAACGCGAGGCUGAGUUCUCUCUGUUUUCCGCUUCUCCGGCAGGAACCUUCGGGGAAGCGUGGAAGGAAGAGAAAGGCAGGGCGUUCGUGUGAUGACCGGCCACUUCCGUCUCUGCGUGAUCGUGGGAUCACGCCUUGCACCGCUGAGUGGACGCAUUCUCGCACAUCUGGCCGCAGUUGAGUUUGUUAAUACAAGCGGAAACUGAUGCGUGCAGAGGGGGGCAAAAGUCUUUCUUCUACCCACUCUCCAAGGGCCCCCAAAGACCUUGCAGAUCGAUCUAGUGCUUCUUAGACCCCUGUUCGGCGGACAAGGGGUUAAACAUUGGAGCAGAGACUGGGAACUCCUAGCACUUUAAGGGAUUCGUGUGUAUUUACAAAAAUGACUGUUGACCAUUACUCGACACCAGCAGUGUGGGAUUCAUAAGCGUCUCUCACCCUCCUGCAGCUCCAACAUGUUCUCCAACUGGUUAACUCGGCUAAAUAGGGGUGUAGGCACACCCACCGGAAAGAUCGCCCAGCUGAUCUGGGGGUCUCUCUCCAGAAGUCUGUCACUGAGUUCACAGCGGAGAGUUCCAGGUGAAAGCGAACUCAGUAGCUUUGUCACCCGGACCAACACGUGUGGAGAGUUGCGUUCUUCUCAUUUAGGUCAGGAAGUCACCUUGUGUGGAUGGAUUCAGUACCGAAGGCAAAACAUCUUCCUGGUCCUAAGAGAUUUCCAGGGACUUGUUCAAGUUGUCAUUCCCCAGGAUGAGUCAGCUGCUUCCGUGAAGAAGAUCUUAUGUGAGGCGCCCGUGGAAUCUGUGGUGCAGGUGUCCGGGACAGUCAUUUCCCGGCCUCCAGGACAAGAGAACCCGAAAAUGCCAACCGGAGAGAUUGAAAUCAAGGUUAAAACAGCCGAACUUCUGAAUUCCUGCAAGAAGCUGCCCUUUGAAAUUAAGGACUUCGUGAAGAAAACCGAGGCUCUUCGUUUGCAGUAUCGCUACCUGGACUUGCGCAGUUUCCAGUUGCAGCGCAACCUUCGGCUGAGGUCCCAGAUGGUCAUGAAAAUGAGGGACUUUCUCUGUAAUCUACACGGGUUCGUGGAUAUAGAAACUCCAACCUUGUUUAAGAGGACUCCAGGGGGUGCAAAAGAGUUUGUAAUCCCAUCCAGGGAACCUGGGAAAUUCUAUUCUCUACCUCAGAGCCCACAACAGUUUAAACAGCUCCUGAUGGUCGGCGGUUUAGACCGGUACUUCCAGGUUGCCAGAUGUUACCGAGAUGAAGGUUCGCGGCCGGACAGGCAGCCCGAGUUCACUCAGAUCGACAUAGAGAUGUCUUUUGUAGACCAGACUGGGAUCCGUAGUCUCAUUGAGGGUUUGCUCCAGUAUUCCUGGCCCAAAGACAAAGGUCCGGUGAGGGUGCCUUUUCCCUGUAUGACUUUCGCUGAGGCGUUGGCCAGCUAUGGAACCGAUAAGCCUGACACUCGCUUUGGGAUGAAGAUUGUAGAUGUCAGCGAUGUGUUCCGAAACACAGAGGUUAGAUUUCUUCAGGACGCACUCAGUGAACCCCAAGGAACCGUCAAAGCCAUACGUGUCCCUGGAGGAGCAAAAUACUUAAAAAGGAAAGACAUUGAGUCCAUUAGAAAACUUGCAGCUGACCAUUUUGAUCAGGAAGUCCUACCUGUGGUCCUGAAAGCCAGUCAGAACUGGAAUACGCCAGUUGCCAAGUUCGUGAUGGAGGAACAGGGAUGGGAACUCGUCGGACGACUGGAGGCCCAGGAAGAGGAUGUGGUCCUGCUCACCGCCGGAGAGCACAGGAGAGCAUGCUCUUUGCUGGGAAAAUUACGCCUGGAAUGUGCUGACCUUCUAGAAGCAAGAGGAGCGGUGCUCCGGGACCCAGCCCUGUUCUCCUUCCUUUGGGUGGUGGAUUUCCCACUGUUCCUUCCCAAGGAAGAACAUCCCGGAGAACUGGAGUCUGCCCACCACCCGUUCACAGCUCCCCACCCCAGUGACGUCCACCUCCUACACACCGAGCCCGAAAAGGUCCGUAGCCAACACUAUGACUUGGUUUUAAAUGGCAACGAGAUAGGGGGUGGUUCUAUCCGAAUUCACGACGCUCAGCUCCAGCGCUACAUCCUGGAAACGUUACUGAAGGAAGACGUGACAUUGCUGUCCCACCUGCUCCAGGCUUUAGACUCGGGGGCGCCCCCUCAUGGAGGAAUCGCCUUAGGGUUGGACAGGCUGAUGUGCAUCGUCACUGGAGCGCCAAGCAUCAGAGAUGUCAUAGCCUUCCCCAAAUCCUUCCGGGGGCACGACCUCAUGAGCAAUGCCCCGGAUGUCAUCCCUCCCGAGGACCUGAAGCCCUAUCAUAUCCAGGUCUCCUGGCCGACAGACUCAGAAGAGGAAAAGAACUCAUUGAGUCAUCCACGCCGUCCAGAAAGUUGAGCUUUGACGUUUCACCCUCUUUGCUCCCUCAAGGCUAAAAUCAGAUCCAAGUUCACAGAUCUGACCUGUCUUUAGGUGGAAGGGCUCCAGGCUACAUUCUUCACCACAAAGAAGCGACACAUAGAAGGUAGCUGGUCUUGCACUUGAUAAUGUGCAUUAUUAGGGUGUUUUUGAGGUUCCUUUUCUACUUGGAGAGGUGUGAGAGAAGGCUCUUUGUGGAGUAAUACAAUGGCUCUUUCCUGAUCACGGUUUUCAUACCUGGAUAGUAGACUGUUCACUCAGGACAGAAGUAAUCAAAUCAUGUGUGGAAUGUAAGAAAAUAAGCGCCCCUUGAGACUGGUGAGUUGCUGGAGGAGUCAGUUUAACCGGCGCCAUCAAGAGAAUCCUAUGAAUUCAGCCGGGCUGUAACAUUUCAGCUAUGGACAUAGGGAGAAGCCACGCGCUGUAACACAGAACAUCAAUGAAGUCCACAAAACCCUAGUCAUUGCUGCCCCUCAGUUGCUGGAGCCUCUUGGCCUCCCUCCUGCUUGUGGGCAACGCAAACUGCCUGCCCUGGCCACCACACCUCGGCAGAAUCAAAGGAGACAAUGUAUGUGGGAGACCAUGAGAGUGAAAAUGCUCUGAAAAACGGUGAGGCGUGGCUCAGAUGUAAGACCACCCUCCCUUCUGGAAUCAUGGGUGUAUCUACGUACUUUAUAAUGUAAGGUUAUAAAGUACUACUGACUAUAGUGAAGGAAAAAGUCAAUUUAUUAAUCAGUAUUGCUUCUAUUUGUUUUUUAAAAAUAACUAAUUCCUGAAUAACUUUUGCUCAAUUUUUUGAAAGUAUGUUGUUGACAAAAGUGAAAGCUUAUGAUUAAUAAAUAUAGGAACA